AUGGCAUCAGGUGUAGAAGCUCCUCUGAAAAGUAUUUAUCAUAUUCCUCAUCAACAAACUCCUCUUACAAAUGGCGUCAGUCCUGCUGUCACUCUUACAGUUCGUCUCAUUAUGCAAGGAAAGGAAGUCGGAAGUAUUAUUGGAAAGAAAGGAGACAAUAUAAAGAAGUUUCGAGAAGAGAGUGGGGCUAAAAUAAAUAUAUCAGAUGGUUCAUCACCAGAAAGGAUCGUCACUGUCACUGGUUGCACAGAAUCAAUUCUGAAGGCUUUCUCAUUAGUUGCUCAAAAGUUUGAAGAUGAUUUACAAGCUAGUGUUACUGGAACUAAUGUUCCAAAACCUCCAGUUACACUUCGCCUCAUUGUUCCUGCUAGUCAAUGUGGAUCACUUAUUGGAAAAGGAGGUUCAAAAAUCAAAGAUAUUAGAGAGGCCACUGGUGCAUCUAUUCAAGUAGCUAGUGAUAUGCUUCCAAAUUCUACUGAAAGAGCUGUUACUAUAUCUGGUACAGCCGAAGCUUUGACCAAAUGCAUCUACCAAAUUUGUUGUGUUAUGAUGGAGUCACCUCCUAAAGGAGCAACAAUUCCUUACCGACCAAAACAAACUGUCAUGCCAUUACUUUUCUCUGGUGGUCAAGCAUUUGCGCUACCAGGACAGUAUGCACUUCCUCAUCCUGACCUGAGCAAGCUACAACAUCUGGCAACCCUUCAGCAUGCCUCCACUGCACCCCUCUUGCCUGGGCACACAACGUCACCUCAAGCAUGGGCCUCCUUAGCUGCAGCAAACAGUGUUCGGAAUUUGAGCAGGGCAGCUUCCGUGGCUCCCACUUCCACUUCUGAGAUGAGCAUUUCAAAUGAACUCAUUGGAUGUAUUAUUGGAAAAGGAGGAACUAAAAUAAAUGAAAUUAGGCAAAUAUCUGGAGCAAUUGUGAAAGUUUCCAAUACUGAAGAAGGCUCAAAAGAUAGAACAGUUACAAUUACAGGAAGCCCAGCAGCAGUCAAUUGUGCUCAAUAUCUUAUUAAUGCAAGUAUUGAAAGACACAAAACUCUGGAUCCCAAACAAGUUCCCACCAAUGCAGCCGCAGUCAGUUUUGCUCCAUCAUUGGCAGCUACUCCUUUGAGCCCCUUGGCUGCCGCUUCCCUAGGGCAGCUGAUGAAAACGACCCCUUCACCCUUGUCACUGGGCCUCGCUCCGGCUUUCCUGCGAGGGUCGGCCGCGGCCCUCUUUGCCGCAAAUUUCAAACAAUUUCAGGCGAAAAACCUUUCUUACAAGUUGAGAGCUUCUUCCGUGACCACCGGAGGCCUCAAGAAGGAGGACAGGAACAAGUUUUCUCCCUAUUGA
Molecule: messenger RNA, 1335 nt
Organism: Uloborus diversus
Lineage: Eukaryota; Metazoa; Arthropoda; Arachnida; Araneae; Uloboridae
Product: poly(rC)-binding protein 3-like
Exons: 11
Coding region: 1-1335 (444 amino acids)
Biological process (GO): regulation of gene expression; regulation of RNA metabolic process
Cellular component (GO): cytoplasm; nucleus
Molecular function (GO): mRNA binding
Source: RefSeq, a predicted model, not a curated record